AUAUGAUUUUGUGAAGCCUGGCUAGUAACCAUAUCAAGCCUCAGAGCUAAUCAACGAAGGUGGCAUUAGCAUGGCCUCACUCCAUUCUUUAACAUUAUUUUUUAUUAUUUUAUCAUGUCAAAGUGAAUUACACAGCGCUCUCAAAAUUCUCGGAAUCUUUCCCCUGACGUCGAGCAGUCAUUUUCUCAUGUAUGGAGGCCUGAUGAAGGAGCUAGCGAGACGUGGACACAAAGUUGAUGUCAUAGGAAUGUUCCCCCAGAAGAAGCCGAUACCCAAUUAUAAGGAUAUCAACAUCAAGGCUCAUGGACCGUUCUUCCUUGCCAAUAAUAUGACUUAUAACGAAGCCUUGGAAUUCAGAGGAUUAUGUGUCGAGCACCUGUUGAGAAUUUGCGGGACUGAUGCUUGUGAGUCGCUCAACAAUCCCAAUGUGCAGAAGGUCUUGAAAGCUAAGAAGGGAGCGUACGACGUGAUAAUUGUCGAGCUAGGCUUCGCGGAUUGCUACAUCGCCAUUGGACAGCAUUUGAACGCACCUGUUGUGGGAAUAAUUUCUCUAACAGCAGUGGAUUGGCUGCUGAACCCCUUUGGAAAUUCUAUGAACCCCUCUUACAUACCGAGUACUUUUGCACACAGCAGUCAAUACAUGACAUUUUGGGAACGACUGAGUAACACACUCAUUACUCAUAUGGUUGAAUCACAAAUAAGAUAUCACAUGGACAGACAGUUGGAGUACGUGGAGAAGCAUUUUGGAAGACGAUUGGGAACCAUGAAGGAGCUGUAUGAUGAGGUAUCGCUGGUGCUCAUUAAUGAGCAUUUUAGCGUCAACGAUAUCCGGCCCACGACACCUGAUUUUAUUCAAGUUGGGGGAUUGCAUGUAGCGAAUGGUGAUCAACAGUUGUCACCUGACUUGCAAAAAUGGUUGGAUGAGAGUACCCACGGUUGCGUCUACUUCACAUUCGGAUCGAUGGUGCACUUUGAAACUUCCCCGGAGAAAUUAGUCAGGGCGUUUUACGAAAUGUUUGAACGAAUAGCACCGGUCAGAGCUCUUAUCAAGGUACGUUAUCCUGAGACUCUUCUGCCUGGUUUACCUAAGAAUGUGAAGUCAGCACCCUGGAUGCCGCAAGUAGCUAUAUUACAACACCCGAACGUUAAAUUAUUCAUCACUCACGGGGGAUUAAUGGGAACGCAAGAGGCUAUUGUGUAUAAAGUUCCUAUGGUUGGCAUUCCUUUCUUUGUUGAUCAACCAAAGAAUCUGGCAUCCUAUGUAAGCAAGAAAAUUGCCAUUUGUCUAGACCUCGAUAAUAUCACUGGCGAUAUACUGACAAAUGCUGUGAAGACUGUGCUCAACGAUCCCAGUUAUAAGAAAAAUGUGGAGAAACUGUCUGAACUAUUCUUAGAUCGACCGAUGAGCGCUAUGGACACCGCUGUCUAUUGGGUAGAAUACGUAGCUAGACACCGCCCAAUCCUGAAAUCACCGGCACUUAAACUGACCUGGUGGCAAUUACACCUAUUGGACAUUUAUGGAUUUCUCACUAUAUGUCUUAUCAUUGUUCUCUACAUUAUCCGGAAGAUUAUUAUGUUAUUGAUGAGGAUGAUAUUACCAGGAAAAAAUCCAAAAGAAAUUUCCACUUCGAAAAAGCAUGAAUAAUUUAAAUACGUACUGCGACACUGUUUCAUUUCAAUUAUUAUCAUUUUAGAUCAUUGAAAUUGUACAGAACUGCCAUCGAUGUUUAAUUGUACGUUUUUUGGCUUGAUAAAAUUUUAAUAUUCUGUA
Messenger RNA from Diachasmimorpha longicaudata, 1771 nucleotides. RefSeq names its product UDP-glucosyltransferase 2-like. Bases 71 to 1645 code for a protein of 524 amino acids. The transcript has 5 exons. Lineage: Eukaryota; Metazoa; Arthropoda; Insecta; Hymenoptera; Braconidae. The record is from RefSeq and is a predicted model, not a curated record. Gene Ontology annotation, molecular function: UDP-glycosyltransferase activity.